This is a messenger RNA of Suillus subalutaceus, 757 nucleotides long. RefSeq names its product 60s ribosomal protein l27. The record is from RefSeq and is a predicted model, not a curated record. Gene Ontology annotation, molecular function: structural constituent of ribosome. Gene Ontology annotation, cellular component: cytosolic large ribosomal subunit; ribosome. The transcript is spliced from 5 exons. Gene Ontology annotation, biological process: translation. Lineage: Eukaryota; Fungi; Basidiomycota; Agaricomycetes; Boletales; Suillaceae. Bases 39 to 449 code for a protein of 136 amino acids.
CAGCAAAGUCAAUCCUCACCGCGCCGCCCAACGUCAAGAUGCCCAAAGUUUACAAGCCCGGAAAAGUCGCCAUCGUCCUGCAGGGCCGCCAGGCAGGCAAGAAGGUUGUCGUUAUUAAACAACUCGAUGAGGGAACCAAGGAGCGACCAUACCCCCACGCCAUCGUUGCCGGAAUCGAACGCUACCCGCGAAAAGUUACGCGGACUAUGGGCGCCAAGAAAUUGCAGCGGAGAAGCCGCGUUAAGCCUUUCAUUAAGGUGAUUAACUACUCGCAUCUAUUCCCCACGCGUUACGCUUUGGAGUUGGAGAGCUUGAAGAACUCAGUGUCUGCUGACCACUUCAAGGAGCCAUCACAACGGGAGGAUGCACGGAAGAACAUCAAAAAGUUGUUCGAGGAGCGUUACCAGACCGGAAAGAACAAGUGGUUCUUCCAGGCCCUUCGCUUCUGAUCGCUUCUUUUUAUAUCUGUGGUGCUUGGGAGACGACUUAGCAAAACUACAUGUACACCACAUGUCCCUACAUGACGCAUGCUUUUUAUGCACCAUUGCAUGAUAUUUCUACGUGGACGUGAUACUUGCCUGUGUAUCGGUGUGAUUACUGUAACUCGCAGGCGCAAGUCAUGCAAGUCGCUAGUUAUUUAACCAGGUGGUCCGCCUGCCUAGCAGCUUUUGUAUCAUAGAUUCAUUUCGGGAUUUGUGAACAGAUCGUUGUCCGUUAUCGAGUCAGAUUGUAGCAAUGUGACACCAGUCAUCCCAGA